UAAGCAUAAACAUUAAAUUAACACAAAAGUGCAUUUAAAUAAAAUCGAAAAUAAAAUAGGAAACAGCGAGAAUGACAAUAAUGGCUUAGCUGUUUAGAAACUUGACGACUAUUUCUGGUUUUUGUGUGGAAUGCAGAAAACAUACAAAUGCCUUGACUAGCAUUUUUGCAAAUUAAGCAAAAUAUAUAGUUUUUAAAUUCUUAUAAUAAAAAAUACCCCUUUUUUUGGGCCAAGCUGUCAUAUUUUUUGGCCACUUUCAACACUAAGUCUCUGAGCCCAUGUCAGUUGUCAGGUGGAUAUAAAAGUAGUUGCCACUCGACUUGGCUGGAAACACACCCCGUCGAGAGUCGGCAGCCGCAACCACCACCAUGAGCGCCAGCGAGGGCGUCAGUCUCCCGGGCAACGAGGACACCACUCUGCCGCAUGAAAAACAUAAACAAAGGGCCAAGCGGGCCAAAAAGAAGUUCCGGAGUGCCAAAGAAAGAGUUCCGAAUGCGAUGGACGCGAAAGCCACCGCCAGCUACUUCAGUUUGAGCAUCGUGGGCCAAAUAGUGUCGGCCACCUUUCCCUUGGGUCCCGACAAGGAGUUCGUCUUCCUGCGCUACGAACUGGUCGCUGGCCCCGACUGGCAGCUGUCCUCCGGACCCCAGCACGGACUCACCCAACUGGCCACCAACAGAAGGGGCCACUUCAACGAGCCGAUUGUCUUCAACAUGCCCCUCGAGGUGACCUACAAGAGCACCAGUCCCUAUGGCUGGCCCCAGAUCCUGGUGAGCGUGUUCGGGCGCAGUGGCCUGGGAAGGGAAACACUGCUCGGCUACGCCCACAUCCACCUGCCCGUAUUUGGCAGCCGUCGGCCGGCGGAUCAGACGGAGCAGCUGCAGGCCCCCAUCCUGAUGCCCAGGUGCCCCAGCAUGAUGGCGGACAUCACCAGUUGGCUGCUGCGGCGGGAACCGGAGCUGAAGGACCCCAAGGUGCUGCUGGACAACCUGAAGUGCAAGGGACUCUCCAUGGAGUCCUACGGCAGCCUGCAGUUCCAGCUGUCCACCGUGAUGAGGGGCGCCCGCAAGCUGGGCUACCAUUGGCACUCCUGAGAGCAGAGUCAGUCAGUCCUGAGUGUGUCAGUCAGUAAAACGUGAACUCGAGGAAGCAGGAAAGCGUUUGUCUUAAUCUAAUUGCCGGGUGGGUGGUACCUCAAACUUGACCAUGACCGUUGUGGCGGCUAAGACGG
Molecule: messenger RNA, 1231 nt
Organism: Drosophila teissieri
Lineage: Eukaryota; Metazoa; Arthropoda; Insecta; Diptera; Drosophilidae
Gene: B9d1
Product: B9 domain-containing protein 1
Exons: 2
Coding region: 369-1094 (241 amino acids)
Biological process (GO): cilium assembly
Cellular component (GO): MKS complex
Source: RefSeq, a predicted model, not a curated record